Molecule: messenger RNA, 1482 nt
Organism: Pseudocercospora fijiensis CIRAD86
Lineage: Eukaryota; Fungi; Ascomycota; Dothideomycetes; Mycosphaerellales; Mycosphaerellaceae
Exons: 3
Coding region: 1-1482 (493 amino acids)
Biological process (GO): transmembrane transport
Cellular component (GO): membrane
Molecular function (GO): transmembrane transporter activity
Source: RefSeq, a predicted model, not a curated record
AUGGCGUCUCCAGAGGAUAGGAAAGCUUCCACAGCAUCGGAACAGAUUGAAGAGAAGGAUACAUUAUCUGCCGGACUCUCAUACACAUUGGACCCAGCAACGGAUCGCCGCCUCACACGCAAACUCGACUUGCACAUUCUUCCUUGGAUCUUCGUCCUCUGGCUGCUGGCGUUUAUCGACAGAUCCAACAUCGGCAACGCCAAGCUCGAUGGCCUCGUGAAGGAUCUGAAGCUAACUGGAGACAAGUACAAUGUGUGCUUGGCAGUCUUCUACAUCCUUUAUGUCCUCCUUGACGUUCCGUCCAACUGGCUUCUCCGAUAUGUCGGCGGAGGCAGAUAUCUGCCGUUGCUCGCCAUGGCUUGGGGCAUAGUUGGGACAUGUAUGGGAACUGUCAAAACCUACGGCGGUCUGAUAGCCUGUCGUCUCUUCCUUGGAGCAUGCGAAGGAGGCAUGUUCGGCGGCAUCAUCCUUUACCUGUCCAUGUUCUAUCGUCGACAUGAUCUGAUGUUCAGGUUGGGUAUCUUCUACUGUGCGGCGCCGCUCUCGGGCGCCUUUGGAGGCCUACUGGCAACUGGCCUUGCUGAGAUCAAUUAUGGUUCUUAUCGAAGCUGGCCAUGGAUCUUCUUUGUGGAAGGCUCAGUCACUGUUGUCGUCGCAAUGGUUGCCUUUUUCUUUCUCCCCAGUACCCCCGGCACAGCUCGAUUCCUGUCCGAAGAAGAGCAAUGGCAAGCAGCUCAAAGGCUGCGAGUGGAUCUCCACGGCGCGGCUGCAGUUGAGAGACCAGACGAGGACCGUUUCAAUUGGAGAGAAGUCCGCUUCGCUCUCCUUAACGUCAAUACCAUUGUGAUGUCGCUGAACUUCUUCUUCAUAUUGAUUCCGAUCUACAGUUACUCGCUGUUUUUGCCUACAAUCAUCAAAGGCAUGGGCUACAGUAGGGUCACGGCGCAGCUCUUCACGGUGCCACCAAAUUUCCUGGCUUUCCUGAGCGUGCUUGCCUUCGCAUGGACUUCAGAUCGCAUCAAGAUGCGUGGACCACUGAUCGCCAUUGCACUGAGUCUCGCAUCAGUUGGCUACAUCAUGCAACUGGCCAGUGAUCGGAACAGUGUGCAGUAUGCAGGGACCUUCUUCAUAGCUCUUGGAUCAUUUCCGUGUAGUCCGUUAGUGCUGGCUUGGUUGUCCAACAACUUAAUGCCGCACACAACGAAAGCCACUGGCCUUGGAUUUCAAGUGGCAAUUGGCAACUGUGGUGCCUUUGUCGCCACAUUUACGUACUUGGCUGAAGAUGCUCCCGACUAUGUCACGGGCCACGCAAUAUGUCUCGCCAGCAUCGGAAUAAGCCUCCUGCUGACGCUCAGCAACAUGGCGUACAUCCGGUGGGAGAACGGACAGAGACAAAGCGGGAGGAGGGAGUAUCGACUGCAAGAGGUGGAAGACGAGUCGCAGUUGGGCUACCGUCAUCCCGAGUUCAGGUAUACUAGUUAG